AUGGCAGACGAAUCUCAAUACCCUACCGCCACAGACACCACACCACCUUCAUCCAAUAAGCGCAAAUUCGAUGACCAAACAGCGCCGCCUCCGUCAACACGGAGGCAAACAGGAUUCUCAUCUCCGAUUUCCGAUACCGCUCCACCGCCAUCUUACAACAGCGUGCCGCCGCCUGCUGACGAGAUCCAGAUGGCUAAACUGAAAGCUCAGGAGAUCGCCGCUCGUAUAAUGAGUGGUGCUGGUGCUGAUAUUAAGCGACCUAGGGUUGAAAACGGCGCUAGUGGGUUUGAUUCUAGUGAGAACACUAAGGGAUUCAGCUCUGCUCCUCCAGAUAUGAAGUCAAACAUAUCAAACUCAGCCCCUUCAUCAAUUCCGGUUUCAUAUGGCUCAUACCUGGGUGGUUCUGGUUCGAGUAAAAAAAUUGAGAUUCCACAAGGAAGGGUUGGUGUUAUCAUUGGGAAAGGUGGAGAGACUAUCAAAUAUCUUCAGCUUCAGUCUGGAGCUAAAAUUCAGGUUACGCGAGAUAUGGAUGCGGAUCCCAAUUCCCCAUGUAGGAUGGUUGAACUUAUGGGUACUCCGGAACAAAUUACCAAGGCAGAACAGUUGAUUAAUGAUGUCCUUGCAGAGGCUGAUGCAGGGGGUUCUGGUACAGUUUCACGAAGGUUUGCAGGACAAGGUGGCUCUGAACAUUUUGCAUUGAAGAUUCCCAAUAAUAAGGUUGGUCUGGUUAUUGGCAAAGGUGGUGAGACAAUUAAGAACAUGCAAGCUAGGUCAGGAGCCCGUAUUCAGGUUAUACCAUUGCAUCUGCCCCCAGGUGAUACAUCUGCAGAAAGGACAGUCCACAUAGAGGGGACCAGUGAGCAGGUCGAGACUGCGAAACAGUUGGUUAAUGAAGUCACCAGUGAGAUUCUUGAUCAUGAUGCAAUACACAAAUUUCUAUUCAAACGGUUAAAAGGGGAUUCUUAUUGUUUGUCUGUGAUACAAGGUCUUAUACUUCUCCUGCUUAGGGUUAGGGUUGUUGGAAUUUUGGUGACACCAACAUGGAUUCCUUUGUGUUGGUGUUUCCCUCGACAUUGCCCUGGUUCAUUUAAUUCAGUGGAUGCAUCAUUGAUAAGACCAUGUCCAGUUUCCAUAGAUAGGAAUCGUAUGAGGAAUCCAAACAUGGGUGGAGGUUAUCCUCAGCAAGGAUAUCAAGCACGACCACCUACAAACUGGGGCCAGUCUUCAGGUCCACCAAUGCAGCAAGCUGGUUAUGGCUACAUGCAGACUGGAGCAUAUCCUGGUGCAUCAGCACAGUAUAAUAUGUCUCAGCCAGCUUAUCAAGGCUACCCGCCCCAACAACCAUCCGGUGGAUACCCAUCUAAUUGGGACCAGUCAGCAAAUCAGCAAAAUCAGGGUUAUGAUUACUAUAGUCAGCCACCUUCAUCUCAGCAACAAACCCCUGGUGGUUCUGCAGCUCCAGCUGAUAGCACUGGUUAUAGCUACAGUCAGGCACCAGCUUCUGGUUAUAACCAACAAGGGCAGGGUUAUAGCCAAGAUGGCUAUGGUGGGUAUCAACAGCCUGGGUAUGGUCAGCCACCACCGUAUGAUCAACAGCAAGGUUAUACUUCUGCUCCUAACUAUAGCAAUGUGGCUAACCCAACUCAGGAAGGACAUACUGCUUCAUAUGGAGCUCAAGGAGAUUCAGCUCAAGCGCCAUCUCAGCCAUCUGCAAUGGGACAGCAAGGUUAUUCUACUGGCCAGCAGCCUAGCCCGAACCCAGCAAGUUAUCAAUCUCAGGGCACUGCUCAGCCUGGUUACGGAGUACCCCCAUCUUCCCAAGCUGGCUAUGGGAGUCAACCGCCUGCACAUUAUGGGAGCUAUGGAGCCCCUCAAUCACAGAAACCUCCAGCCAAUCCUCCUGUAUAUGGGCAGAGCCAACAGUCACCUAGCACUCCUGUAGGCUAUGGCCAGCCAGCUGGACAGCCAGGAUAUCCACAUUCCCAGCCACCGCCAUCUGCUUAUGCUCAACCUGAUUCAGGUUCCCAACGUGCUCCACAAUCCAGUUAUGGUGCCACAGGGGCUCAGCCAGGGUAUGCUCCUCCUUAUGGUGCACCACCAGCUGGCCAACCAGGUUAUGGACAGGUGCCUCCACCUUACAACGCCUCUUAUGGUAGUAGUUACUCCCAGCCUGCUGCAUAUUCUGCUGAUGGCAGUGCAACCAACAAUGCUCGUGGGACAUAUGAAACAGCACCAGUAUCACAGACUGCUCAACAGAGUGGAGUUGCUAAAGCAUCACCACAAAGUUGA
Dovyalis caffra is the source of this 2289-nucleotide messenger RNA. The record is from the annotation of a GenBank genome assembly. Lineage: Eukaryota; Viridiplantae; Streptophyta; Magnoliopsida; Malpighiales; Salicaceae.